AUGUGCCCGCUUGUCUUCGCCCUCCUGCCUGACAGACAGACCACAACUUACACCAGACUGUUCAGCCGACUCAAAACAGAAGUCCAACAGAGAUUCAACCGUCCCCUCGCUCCUGCCACUGUCCAGACGGAUUUUGAGAAGGCUGCCAUUCGUGCCGUCAACACAGAGUUCCCGAAUGCCGACGUCAAAGGUUGUUUUUUUCAUUAUUGUCAGGCGAUCUGGCGGAAGACACAGGAUCUUGGAUUAGCAGUACAGUACAAGGAAGAUCCUGGAUCAGAAGAGCUGCUGGACUUGCCCUCCUGCCCUUGCGUGAUGUCCAGGACACCUGGUUGGAUGCUAAGCAGGCAACUCCACCAGUUCCGAGAAUUGAAGACUGCAAUGACUAUAUGGUCAUCAACUAUAUGGUCAUCAAUUGACGAUGAUGAUCGGUUUCCAAUACCUCUCUUGAAUCACCACCAGACAGCCGGCCCUCGCACCAACAACAAUCUUGAGGGAUUUCACCAUGGCUUUAACAGAACCUUACCCCACCGCCACCCGAAUAUCUACCGAUUUGUAGAAGUGAUUAAGAAGAUUGAGUGUGCAGACAGGACAAAAACAGUUAGACUUUGGUGCCGCCCCACCCAGCAGGAAGCGAGUUUACAGAGAGACUGA
This is a messenger RNA of Haliotis rufescens (red abalone), 651 nucleotides long. RefSeq lists its product as uncharacterized. NCBI's taxonomy places the organism in Eukaryota, Metazoa, Mollusca, Gastropoda, Lepetellida, Haliotidae. The transcript has a single exon. The record is from RefSeq and is a predicted model, not a curated record. The coding region runs from base 1 to 651 and encodes 216 amino acids.